Molecule: messenger RNA, 729 nt
Organism: Nicotiana tabacum (common tobacco)
Lineage: Eukaryota; Viridiplantae; Streptophyta; Magnoliopsida; Solanales; Solanaceae
Source: RefSeq, a predicted model, not a curated record
UAUCAGGGGUCAAAUUGAAAUUUGGCCAAAAGCAUCACUAGCUUCUCCCCACAUUCCCAAUUCUCAUCCAAGUUAGCCAGAUAACUCAGCUAAGGAUAACCAAUUGCUCUGAAGUCUGAACUUACCAUCGACAGGAAAACAAUGAUAACAAGAAGAUGGAAGACACAAGAUGGGAUCAAAGAAUCCAAGCAUUAACACACAUCAUAAUCAAUCCCACAAUUAAACCAUCUUUGGAUUCCCAAAUCUUCAUCUCUAGCCAAGUUCCAUGUUACCUUAACUGGGACUAUCCACCAAUUCUGUGCACCAAAUAUUCCACUAACACUUUCCCUUCUGUGCAUCUGAAAUGGGCUUUCUCACUUUUCCUGAAAAGGGUUUCAAGACUUGGGGCACCUGAAACUUCUUGGAGGUCCAAAUGCCCAUACCAACAACCCCCUCCACUGAUACUGGCCAAGGGUUUAGAGGAAGCUCAGUGGGGAGAUGAACAGAGGAGACUGUAUGUAAGGAAAAGGUUUAAAAGGAGACAUUUGGGAAGUGAUGUUCACCCUUUGAUUCCAUUUAUUGUGCCUAAUCUCUUAUUGUUCUCUCUUCUGCUUUGGAACCCAUUUCCAAUUGAUGGGUCAGAUUCUUGAAUUUUGGAGCUUGUUUGUGAUAGGGUUGGUUGUUCCCAGUUUUAUUUACUUUAGUCCUAAUUGCUUUCUUUUUCCUGAUAAAGAUUUGGUAAACAAAUUA